This is a messenger RNA of Brassica napus (rape), 1621 nucleotides long. Its product is annotated as probable eukaryotic translation initiation factor 5-2. The transcript has 2 exons. Gene Ontology annotation, molecular function: translation initiation factor activity; eukaryotic initiation factor eIF2 binding; GDP-dissociation inhibitor activity. Gene Ontology annotation, biological process: formation of translation preinitiation complex; formation of cytoplasmic translation initiation complex; translational initiation. Bases 251 to 1483 code for a protein of 410 amino acids. Gene Ontology annotation, cellular component: cytosol. Lineage: Eukaryota; Viridiplantae; Streptophyta; Magnoliopsida; Brassicales; Brassicaceae. The record is from RefSeq and is a predicted model, not a curated record.
AUUUAACUAAUAGGAAACGGAAAAAGUAAAGAUCAGCAAACAAACGCACGCCUCUCUCUCUCUCUCUCAAAACCAAAAUCUUCGUUCCGAGCUUUUGAUUCACCGUCUCCGGUUCAGAGUUUUUCUAUAGAUAUACAUUCAUCACCCCUUUGCUAUCUAUCUGGUUGCUUGAAAAACACUAUCAUACAUUCAGAAGUAAGAAGUUCAACAAGCUCUUGUUCCAUCCCGAGACUCCUCCUCUCUCUCAAAGAUGGCGCUGGAGAACAUUGGUGCUUCCAACCGUAACGAUGAGUUUUACAGGUACAAGAUGCCUAUGAUGGUUAUCAAAACUGAAGGCAAAGGUAACGGCAUCAAGACCAACAUUGUCAACAACGUCGACAUUGCAAAGGCCUUGGGGAGACCUGCAUCUUACACUACCAAGUACUUUGGUUGUCAGCUUGGUGCUCAGUCCAAGUUUGAUGAGAAGACCGGGACUUCACUUGUGAAUGGAUCUCACAGCACGCCUAAGCUUACUUCUCUUCUGGAGGCUUUUAUUAAGAGGUAUGUUCAGUGUUAUGGGUGUGGGAACCCUGAGACUGAUAUUAUUAUUAAUACAAAGAUUCAGAUGGUGAACUUGAAGUGUGCUGCUUGUGGGUAUAUCUCUGAGUGUGACAUAAGGGAUAAACUGACUACGUUCAUUCUGAAAAACCCACCGGAUGCGAAGAAGGAGGCCAAGGAUAAGAAAGCUAUGAGGAGAGCUGAGAAGGAGAGGCUUAAAGAAGGUGAAGCAGCUGAUGACGCCCACAAAAAGCUUAAGAAGAAAGCACCUUCUAACGGGAAGGAGCAUGCUGAUGAUGAGAAUAUCAUACCGAAGCAUUUGGAGAAUGCUCAUGAGGUGGAUGAUGAUGAUGAUGAUGAUGAUGAUGAUGGUAUUCAGUGGCAAACAGAUACUUCUAGAGAAGCUGCUGAGAAAAGAAUGAAGGAACAGUUGAGUGCUGCUACUGCUGAGAUGGUGAUGCUCUCUGUAAAAAAAGAAGAGGAGAAGAGUCUCGUGCAGGAGGAGAUGAAAGAGUAUCUGAAGAAAGGUUUACCUUUAAGCCAGCUCAAAACGUUCAUCUCCUCUCUCUCUGAGCCUCCUCAAGAUGUCAUGGACGCACUUUUCAACGCUCUCUUUGAUGGUGUGGGCAAAGACUUUCUCAAACAAGUUAUGAAGAAGAAGAAGUACUUAGUGGCUGCAACGCAAGAGGAAGGAGGAUCACAGAUGCAUCUGCUCAACUCUAUCGGAUCAUUCUGUGGAAAGAGUGGAAACGAAGAGGCGGCUAAAGAGGUGGCUCAGGUUCUUAUGGCAUUGUACGAUGAAGACAUUGUUGAGGAAGAGUUUGUGCUGGAAUGGUACCAAAGGGGUCCGAGCGGAGUGGACAAGAGCUCGCUUGUUUGGAAGAAUGUUAAGCCUUUUGUGGUGUGGCUACAGAGCGUUGAGUUCGAGUCCCAAGAGGAGGAUUGAGAGUUUCUUUUGCACUGUGACUGUUUUUUUUUUUUUUAAAUGUUAUUUUGGUUUUCAGUAUUCUCAGAUUCUUUUGACGAAUCUAAAAUCAAUUGUCUGACUUUUAUUAUUAUUCUUCUUUUCUGUAUCUAAACUCUC